This is a messenger RNA of Anneissia japonica, 4687 nucleotides long. Its product is annotated as sperm acrosome-associated protein 9-like. The transcript is spliced from 5 exons. The record is from RefSeq and is a predicted model, not a curated record. Lineage: Eukaryota; Metazoa; Echinodermata; Crinoidea; Comatulida; Comatulidae. Gene Ontology annotation, cellular component: sperm flagellum; acrosomal vesicle; ciliary base. Bases 165 to 1019 code for a protein of 284 amino acids.
UUCAUGACACCAGUAUUGAGUCUGCUCACUCAAGGUCGCGAAGCGUUUAUUUACAAGUGUGGUUCGAAGAACGAAGUGAUCUCAGCAUCUUCAAAGAAUCGUGUUAAAUUUCUCUGGAUAUUUCUCACACUUUAGAGAAUUAUAGUUAAAAUUUAAGAUUUGAAAUGGAUUCCUGUAGACGAGAGGUUGCUCGUUUGAAGGAGCGUUAUCGUGUCCUACAGCAGCAGCAGUUCACGUUUGUCAGCGCUAUGGAUAAUACUCGACCAGAUGCGUUUCAGCGUGCAAAGCCAGUACGAACUAUCAAUGAGGUGAGUGUCCUACAUGAACGCAGCAAAAAUGCGACUGAUCGCCGAGCCAUGAAGCAGUGGCUGGACUUAGUAACGGCUCUUACCAAUUUGUGCAGGCAGGUGGAGUUGCAGGGUCAAGUAGCAGUGCCAGCUGAGAGGGCGCUAGAACGAUGGAGUAUGCUGAUGGAUAAGCACAACGAUCUGUCAAACUUGCGUGCUAAAUAUCCUCAUCAAGAGAUGAACCACCUUAGCUGUGCCGAAGCUCGUAUCCAAUAUGGUGGCGUGGUCAGCCUUCUACCUAUAGCAUUUGAGCAGGUGGACCGAACUGUUGCGGCAUUAGCAGCUGCUAGGCCUAGCGUAAGUCAAAGCAGCCAUCGAGACAGGCUAGUUAAAAGUGCGUCCAUCCCAAAAUCCAAUACAGUAGAAUUUGCAAGAGACCGAAAGCGACCAAGCACUGCCAGUAGGAAUGGCCUAAGAUCUAAAUCAUGUGACAAAAUGGUUGACACCCAUGAUCUACAAUGUCACACAAUGAAACUAUCGUUAAGUCGUCUGCCAAAAGGUGUUGACCCCACAAUGCUGUUCUACCGGCGAACACUCAAUGGGCGUGCCGACAAGUAUUAUCCAACUGGUGAAAUCACUUUAGACAAGGCCCCAUGGAGGGGAGCGUCUUACAAUAAUGUAAAUCAUAUAGACCAUAGGCAUUUCAAAAACUUGGAGGAAAAGUACUAUUAGAUAACGUAAAGAAAGUGAUCACUUACCCCUCAAUAAUACAAUACAUUAUGUUUCACCCUCAAUACAUGCAUCAACAUUAACAUCAUACAUAGAGAUUCAAAUAAUUAAUUUAUUAACAAAGGACAUUAUCAAACAUGCAACAAUUCUUGACACUUAUCUUAUGGUGAUACAAUGCCACCAUAAUUAUUAACACCUGACUGCAGUGGCGUAUCUAGGAGUAUUGAAAUGGUGGGGGGAGGGGGUGCGAAGAUAAAGUGGGGAUUCAAUUAUUAGGUAGGUUGGCUCACAAAAUAAGGUGAUUUGAAGUGAUUUUUAACUAUUUAAGUGUGGUUUUUUUGCUUCAAACAUUUUCAUUGGGGAAAACUGGGGAGAUGCAAGUAUUGGGUGGUUGUGCCCCUACCCACCCCCUAGGUAGCCCACUGCCCGACUGUACAUCUAAAUUUACAUUUUAAACAAAACACCAGCCUUUCUCACUAUACUAUACACUGAUAGUUACACCAGUAAUAUUUUAUUAGAUUUAACACAUUUUCUUUGUAUGUUGUACAGCUAAAAUAUUGUCAAUUUGCUAGUAAAGUGGUUUGUUGAUCAUGAGUAGGCCUUUUCCCCUUGAACCAGUGGUUGAAGCUUUGCAGCCUCUUUUCCCACCAGAAAUUGUAAGACCCCAACAGGUCCUACAAUAUAUGCUUUGAUUAGAACCACCACUGAAUUCAAGUUGUCCAAUGGGCACAAGGCAAUCACAUAAACAGACGAUAGUACAGUAAAACAAAUGUUUGAUAGUAAAAAAUAUUUAGAUAUUCUUAUUCGAGACCACUUUUGGGCAGGCCUUUGCUUUCAGACUUUAAUGGUAUACAGUACCUUUGCACUACAAGAUUGAAAAUUAGUUCGAAUUUGAGGGAUCCCUGAUUUAGAAGGGUUUUAAAUUGUAAGGUGUAUUCCUUAAUUUUUACUUUAUAUGGAACUUAUAGAAAAAUAUUUUAAUAUUUGUAAAAAAAAAAACUGAAUCCCUUACCUUCUAAUUUCAUGUACUAUUAAUAUUUGCCAAUGUAUGUCUGUAGCUAUUUGUUAAUAUGAUAUUAGAUAAAUUUUGCUUCAUAUAACACCAUCUGUUGGUGAUGAGCUAGUACUGUGUAAAUGUUUAUACAAUAUGUAUAGCUAUACCAAAGGACCAUACAAAUAGUAACUAAAUGCUUCUCAAAUAUGCAUGGCCGUAUUCAAAACAUUCCCCCUCCAUGACCAUUUAACCAAAUAUUAAUACCAUUUCAGUUCAAGUAUAUAUAAUUAUAUUUUCUAGCAUGUCCCCUGUACCUAAAGUGUGUGACUUAGAUUAAGGUUGUAGAACUAAACUUUUACCAUAGAAAGUUAUGAAUAUAUAUAUUUUUUUAGUUGUAAAGAUCAUUAUAUAUGCGAGUACACAUUCCGUAUAUGAUUUUUCUUACUGUUUUUCUCAUGUUUACUUAACAGUAUAAUGUUUUAACUUUAGUAUUUUUUUUUUCAAUUGUGUGUGUCUGUAUCUAAUUUAUUAGUUUGAUAUAUUUUAUGCGUACAGAAAUAUUAAUCAGUGGUGGAUUCAAUGGGAGGGUGAUAGCUGGCCAAGGAAUCCCCUAUUUUUUUUUUAAAUUAAAAAACAAAAUGGAGAAAAAUUAUUUUCAAAUAAGUCUAAGAAUGCAAUUUCCAGCCAUCUAUACAUUGCAUAAUCAUACAUCUUCUUACCUCAGUCCCAUGGCCGGGCUGAGGUGGUCUAAACCGUCCAUUUCUAAAAGUGCCCCCCUUAAAGCUCCCUCUAUUUUGAAUUCCUGGAUCCACCACUGUAAAUACAUGAGUCGCAUAGGGAAGUUGGUCAAGAUAGUCUGUACCCCUGAACCAUGGAGAUCUUUUUGCCCCGCGUUCUAUUCCAUGACACACAUCCCUCUGAAGUACAGGUUAGCCAUAUAGUGCACAGAUUUUGUGGCUACAAUUUCCUAUAGUUUUUUACUAAUUGACAUUUUUCUGCCCACUUCCAUAGCUAUACCAAAAAGGAUGUAUGGAAAGAAUGUAAAAAUUAACAUAUGUUAAUAUGUUGUCGCCUUCUGAUAGUUUCUGUUUCUUUUAGCUCCCUUGUCCAAGCUGCUGUUUCUAUGUAGGACUAUGCUAUGAUGUCAUCACAUCUUUUCUUUUUACCUCUUUUUCCCUGUCCUCAUUAUGUUAUUACAGUAGAUUACUUUUAUUUUAUUUAAUUUUAGUUAACUUACAAAGUUAUCAAUAUUUAUUUGUUCAGAUGUAUUGAUGUCAAAACAUCACUAAAAGAUAUACCGUCUGUCAUAAACUACAGUAGAAAACCCUUCCAAAUUUCAAUAGCUCAAAUAAAAAGAAGGGACUUGAUCGUCAAAUAAGAUGUUAGAAAAAAAACCAUAUCAAACCAAAUAUAGUUAUACAGUUUUACUGAUUUACAGACCUAUUAAAAAAAUAAAUAAAUUGACCACCAGCCAAUUUAAAGGCCUAUGCAAAAGAAUAAGAAAUAUAUUUUAUAAAAAUGUUUUAUCAUUCCUAAUUAAAUGCUAAUUAUUUGGCCUACUUUAAAAAAAAAAUAGACAGUAUAUCUUUAAUAUGUUAUAUAGUAAUUGUGUUUAUCGUGUUCAUUAAUAGUCAGAGAAUUGCAGGUGAUAAAUUUAUAGUUGUACCAGAAAUAGAGGUGUCUGUAAAAUUUAAUGUGUUUGCCACAAUGCAGUGGCAUUAACAUGCAAGGUCUAUAAAUUAUUUGGCUUGUAAUUACAGAAUUGUAUAUUACAUAAAGAACAGAGCACUUUUCUUUAGCACAACAAAUUGCUAUGCUUAAAUGGGCAGCAAUUUCCUUCAGUAAACCAAAUACUCUUACACAGCUGCCAGAUUUUAUAAAGUGAAUCAUGCCAAUGAGGUCUCUAUGUAAUUCAUGUUAUUACCCCAGUCAUUGAAUAAAAAAACCCUGCGGCGGGGUACUGCCAAUGGGAGGCUGGGGCCCUGUCGGUGAGAAAAACCCAAAAUCGUCGGGGAGAAAAAAUAUUUAGUGUAUGUAUUCUACUAAAUUGAUUAUUAUAAUCCUUUGAAACCCCAAAUUGUCAGAUUUUAAGCAACACUUGACCAUGCCCACUUUUCUCUCAUCAGGGACCUUGGACACCCAUUGGGCAAAUCCUUGCGCCACCCCAGACCUGUGGAAGGGUUUGGCAUAGCAGUUGAGACUCACAAUCUCAACCCCAUGUUUGGGGGUUUGAAACUCGCACUGUGUGAGCUGCUUGUGUCAUUGGGCAUUACAUUUUAUCUGCAUGUCUCUCUCUAGCUCUACCCAGGAGUAUAAAUGCUGGGAAAGUACUAAACAGAACACCUGAGGAGUGGCGAUCCCCUCAAAGCAUUGCACAGUCUGCCCCCAAAGCUUAAAGAAAGAGGGAUGAGCACUCCGAACCUGUACAGGUUCGACAAUUUUUUCUUCCUCUGGAUUCACCAUUGCAUGUACAAUAAAUAUUAUCUUUUGAUGAUGUUGUGUGAUGUACUGUAGUUUAACAAUACACAUGCUAAGAACCCAUAGUCUGGAAUUAUACAAAAUCUGGAGUUUAUUAUCAAUAUUUUUCUAGUAUACUUGACAAUUAUUUGGAAGAAUUAAAAUGUUUUUACUUUCAAAGAGUUAGGAAUUGUCGUUGAAAUAAAUGUUCAAUAAAGUA